Molecule: messenger RNA, 1351 nt
Organism: Microbotryum saponariae
Lineage: Eukaryota; Fungi; Basidiomycota; Microbotryomycetes; Microbotryales; Microbotryaceae
Source: the annotation of a GenBank genome assembly
AUGACGGUAGCCGUAGCUUCCACGAGUGCUACUAUGGGACUCUCAUCCGAACCACCCAACCUCGUGCUAAGGCCGACGACCGACGCCGAGAUCGAGCAACGACUUGCGGCGCUCGAGGGCGUACUGCGCUCAUUUGGAGCGGACCAUGUCACCCAAGCCAGUGCCGAGCAGCUGAGGAGACUAGUGAGGUUUCGGGCAUCAUCGGAAGAGAUGGAGUGAGUCUGCUGGGUGGCAGGAGGUAGGAGAUGGCAGAUGACGGUGUGUGGUGGGCGCGGGCGGUGCCCCACCUGCUGGAGCUGAUGCGUGCGUGAACCGCAUUCACGGACAGAUUACCCAAGCAGAUCCUUGCUGGCGUAUUGAUCUUGCUACAUGUUUUGCCGAAUGGGACACUAGGUGUGACGGUGGGUCCUCGCUCGGCGUGGACCGUGUGGGGCUCAAAUCUCCCGAAACGUCCGGGGUCUCUGAUGCUUCGUCUUGCAAUUCCCCCUGUACAGCUCACUACAAGAAGUGCCAAGCUUCGGGCUCACCCGGGGGACACGGCAUUACCUGGAGGCAAAUACGACCCGGGUGAUGCGACGAUUGAAGACAUUGCCGUGAGCGCUCAGUUUUCUCAACCUUGGCCCGAACGUCGUGACUCCCGACUUGAACCACUUCAAUAACUGACUCGUCACCUUACGAUGGACUAUCUUUGCAGCUCAGAGAAGCAAACGAAGAAAUUGGCUUGUCCCUCGCGACCCCUUCAGAUCUUUUGCAACUCACGCGGCUCCCAAGUUUUGCUUCGGCCAGUUUGCUCGUCGUCGUCCCCGUCGUGUAUCUGUACACACGCAAGGGACCGCUACCCGAGUGGGUCAAGAACGAGGACGAGGUCGAGCAUAUUUUCACACUGCCGUUGCAUAGUCUCGAUCCGACAAGGAGGACGUUGUCGUGCCCAGUCGAACGCGCGUCGACAAAGGCACCGCUUGAUACCGAUGCACCGACCCAGCCCCACGACGCGGCACAUUCGGAUGUGGAUAUUACUCUUGAAUACACUUAUGUCGACAUCCCGUGGUUGGACAACUGCCCGUACCGCCUCCGAUCGUUCGACUCGAACGCACUCCCGUCAAAAAUUUCGGGCUUGACGGCCGACAUCCUCUUGCUCCUGCUGAGGAUCGCAGACGACCGAGUGGGGUCCGAUCUCGUCGCACCUGGGGAGGGAGGCGGAGAAAGGGGUGGGGAGGAGGAUUGGCAUGCCUUUGCCCCGGGGCAAAUGGAAUGGGAGGACCUCGUCAAGAGAGCCAUCGCCGAGCCGAGGGGCCCGAAAGCGGCGAGGAUCAAGUAUAGUCGGAUUGUGGCGGGGAGUACUAGUCAGUAG